Messenger RNA from Apis florea (little honeybee), 4202 nucleotides. RefSeq lists its product as uncharacterized. NCBI's taxonomy places the organism in Eukaryota, Metazoa, Arthropoda, Insecta, Hymenoptera, Apidae. The record is from RefSeq and is a predicted model, not a curated record.
UAUAAUAUAUUUAAAUAGAUAAAUUAUUUAUUCAUAAUGGAAAAGAGAAGUAUCAGUGGAAAAGAUAUCUUAAGAAUGGAUGGUCUUUUACCACCAACUCGACGCUUACCUGUCUGUAAUGCUGUGACUUCUACAGAUAAAAAAAGAAAAAAGUGGUCAAUUGGUGGAAUUUUGAAAAGAAUAUCAUCAAUUCGAGAUUAUGAUAGUUCUUCCAAUGAUGAAGAAAUUGUAUAUUGUACAAGACAACCAAAACCUCGCACAGUAUUUAAUAGGAAAUUACAUAAUGUUGUGCUUCAACCAAUUGAAAAGAAUUCAAAUCAACAUUUAAAUAUUAAUGAUACUACAAAUUCAAUGGAUAUAACAAACUUACAAAAGGAUUCUUUGAAUUCUCGUAGCAGUGAUGGAUCAUUGGAUGGAUUAAGUAAAAAAGCAAGGAAAAAUAAAUUAAAAGCACGAGUAGAAGCAAAACGAGACCGUAUUUGUGCAGAUAGUAGUUCAGAUGAAGAUUCGCGUAAAUCUUGUAAUUCAUUGACAAGAUAUCAAAAUGAAAUUGCUGCACAUAGUACACAGAAAAAUAUUUCUUGCAAUAGAAAAAGUCGUGCAGCACGUACUGAACGUUAUAUAAAACGUUUAUCCAGAGAUGAAGGUCACAGGUUUCCAGAAAAUUUAAAUAAUAUAACAAAUAAACGCACUAGUCUUGAUUUCAUGAAUGAAGAACAAUCAUCUGUUUCUACAGAUGCAAAUGAACCAUUUCAAUUUUCAGAACAAUCAUCAUGCUAUAUCAAUUAUUCUAACAGUAAUACUUUUCCAAUAAAAAAAUCUGCUGAAAAUCUACGACAAUCUGGAUUGAUUGUACCUAAUUUACAAGCAAAAUCGUCUACUGAUCUCACAAAAUAUCCAAUGAGCCAAUAUAUAACAGAUUUAAACCAAAAUAAUACUUAUGCAAAACCAAAUGUUUUAUACAGAAAUAAAAACAAUUUAAAUCAAGAAGAAAAUAAUGUUUUCAAUUUAUCUAUGGCUAGUAAUACAAUUUAUGUUGAUCCAUAUGAUUAUACGAGAAAUCGUCAGUUUGCGAGUCGAAGUUCUUCUCCACCUGAACCUCCACCAAGAGAUCCACGUUGUCGAAUUUUCACUUAUGGUUGUAAUUCUUUUCCAUUGAAUGAAAACUUUGAUGCAAUGAAAUACGAUGAUACCUUACGUACUAAAAUGAACAAUAUACAUGAAGUUACUAGAGAUCAUGUAAAAAGUUUAAGAUCCUAUGAUUCAAAUAAUGAAAUCAAUUGGUGUGGUUCGACUAAACAUUGUCCACGACGUCCAUUGUCUCUAACUGUAAGCUCAACACCAUCUUGUAAUUUAUCAGAAUGUACAAACAAUAGACACAAUUCAACCGGCAGACACGUAGAUGAACCGAUAUUUAAAGAAACUGAAGCAAUGAAAUGUCAAAGGAGAAAUGAUCGAAAUGAUCAACUUACUUCAAGCUUUAAAAAUUAUGAUAUCAAAAUGCGUGAAAAUAGAUUAUCUACUACUUAUAUUAAAAAUAUGCAUAAUAAUUCCGUUUCACCUAUUAAUAAGUCUUUGGAUAGUUCCUAUACGAAAUCACCAAUCAAACAAAUUGCAAUUGAAAAUUUUUAUAAUUUACCGAAUGAUACAUUUGUUGAAAAUUUGAAAACGGAAGAAAAUCAAUUAAUUAGCGAACAAGAUACUUGAAAAAAAAGAAGUUCUAAAAAUCUUGAAGAAGCGCUUUCUGAACUUGAAGCAAUAUAUAAUAGUCUUCGUCUAGGAGAUGAAGAUCUUCUUGAUAGAGCAGAACGACGUAGCAUGGAAGAAUUUAAUCUCCGUCAAGCAAAAACCAAUACUAUUUCAUAUAUUUCAGAAGAUUCUACAGAUAGAACGAAAGAUGAUAUGGCUUACAGAAGAAUGCAUCCUAAAGAGAGACCUGCAUCAUUGUCGGAAGUGGUUAGUCAAUCUGCACUCUCUAAUAUCAGUUAUCUGAUAGCUUCGCCUAUUUUAUCACGUAAAGAUUUAACCGAUGAUUAUCUAUAUGCCGGAAAUUGUGUAUCACGUCGAGACGAACCAGAUGUGACGCGAGACGAUGUUGUUUAUCGGAGCAUUCAACAUGCUAAUAACACAUUGAAAAUAGUUGAUCCUCAACCUCCAUUUGGGAUUCCUUUAGGACCGGUAACGGCUGCCACAGAAAGCGACUACUUACACACCACACCAACUAAGCCAGACUAUCCUCGUUCAUCAUACAUACCACAGUGCGAGCCUGACAUUGUUACCGAUGAUUUGGCUUAUAGAGCUCUCAGAAAGGAUGCCAACACAUCGAAGAACACUGUUGAAAGUAAAAACAGUAUUAUUAGAGAUCAGGAAAUUACUUUUGGUACCAAAAAGAAACGAGCGGUUAGAUCUUUAUCUGCUAAUUUAUACGGUUUAAUUAAUCAUGAUAGAAUUCAUCUUCGAAGAGAACCUAGUCUUCAAGAAAUCAAAGAUGAAAUGAGUAACACUAUAAUAGAUAUUAAAUCAUUACCCACACGAUCAGAUAGGCGCGUUGUAAGCGAUGGUGAACUUUCUGAUUAUGAUCGAUGGCAUUCUGAUAGUUUAUUGAGAAACUCCAAAACUGACAUAAAUGGCAAUCAUCCAGUUACAAAUGUAAAUAGAAAAAAAUUACGUGUUUAUGUUUCACCAUCGACUAAAGUACAGGAUCUCGAAAAUAAAAAUGAGAAUGAUAUAAGAGCACAAAACUCCAUGAUAUCUAAUGAUAUAUUACCUGAUGCAUUGAACAAUGAAUUUUGGCAGAAUUGCGUGCAGAGCAAAUCUAACGAGUCAUAUAAUCAAGAUACAGAAACUGAUUUCACAGCGUACAGUCGUUUAUGUCAAGAUUUAGUCAAUUUAAUUGAAGGACAAAAUGAUAUGGAAGUAAAAUUAACCGAAGAAACGCAUGUUCGUUCAGAACUUCCUGUAAUGGAUGUUUCAAAUGAUAAUAAUAAGACGGAGGAAUCCUCAAUUUUACAUAUUCAAUCUUUAGAUAAUCAUUAUUCAGAAAAUAAUAUUGAAGAUCAUAAAGAUAAGGAAGACAUAGAAAAACAAACAGAAAUUCUCACUAAAUUUGAAAAUGAAGAUUCUGAGAAGACUGACGAUAAUACAUUUGAUUUUUAUCUUCGUGUCGCAGAUGAAAAUGUUAAACUAAUUGCAGAGGCGUUUAGUAGUGUGGCAGAUCACUUACGUGAUAGUCGUUUAAGCCAAAAGAAUUCGCUGACGUCAUACCAUUCUGAAAUAGAAACCGAUAGUACAGCGCCCAAUACUAGUACUCGUAGCUCCAUUACUUGUAGUCAAGAUGAUACAAAUGACGAUUUGUCUAGUUCGUCAAAGAUCACUGAUAUAGUAAAUGUAAUUCCUAAAGAAGAUAUAACAAUAACUUUAAACGAGGACUGCAACUUGAUAGAAUCAGAAAAAGCAAAAACUGAUUCGCAUACCGAUUCAAAACUCGAUUUGUCCAAAGCCGUUUAUGAUUUACAAUUAGCAGCAGCGAGUUUAUGCAAACAUGAAAAGGAAAUUGAAGAAUUAGAAGCAUUAUUAAAGAAGGAUGCAACCAAUAAUAUUUCUUGCAGUAAUAAUGUUUCAAUUAAAAAAGAUAUUUCGUCAUUAAAUAUUAUUGAAACGAAUUUAAUGACAUUAAACAACAAAAAAGAAAAAGAAAGCGAUCAAGAAAAAACUGUAAUAUCGACUGCUGUUAAACCACAAAUUGAUGAACAUGACCCAAAUUGUGAAGGUGAGAGUACAAAAUGCAAGGAUACUUAUGAAUUGUAUGACAUUCCUCGUUCGACUGAAAUGCGUAUUUCAUAUGUUACUAACCUCAUAACAAUAUUGUUUACUACAUAUUCUAUGGUUUUGCUGGCUUGUUUUCUUGCACUGCUUUUAGCGACCGUAGCAGCAUCAUGAUUGGAUCCUUAACGACAAGUGUCUUAAUGCAUUUCAUAAUUAGAAGGUCUCCCGGCACUUGAUCAUUCAUGAUGUGAACCAUUCUAUACGAGUGCAUAACUAACUGAUAUACUACGUCGUUGAGCGACAUGGCAGGACGAUUGAAUUUUAUGUAAGAUCAAGUUUCUGUGAACUAUUUCCGAAGGAAUGAUUUAUUCUUGUUGUUCUUGUUAAUAUUGUUGGUUUUAAUAAAGUUUAAAUGUUACGCUGUUGAUUUUAUUAUA